Molecule: messenger RNA, 6692 nt
Organism: Myotis daubentonii (Daubenton's bat)
Lineage: Eukaryota; Metazoa; Chordata; Mammalia; Chiroptera; Vespertilionidae
Gene: NAA30
Product: N-alpha-acetyltransferase 30, NatC catalytic subunit
Biological process (GO): N-terminal peptidyl-methionine acetylation
Cellular component (GO): NatC complex
Molecular function (GO): protein-N-terminal amino-acid acetyltransferase activity
Source: RefSeq, a predicted model, not a curated record
UAAAGCCAGGCCCAGGAAACUUUACCCGGGGUAACAGCCGCGGCGCUUUACGGCGACGGCGGCGGAGUGGGAGCCUGGGCGGCGGAGGCGGCCGCGGCGGCGAAGGAGGCGGCGGCAGCGGCUGAGGAGAAAGAGGAGUGGCGGCGCUGGCGGCGGGGACCCGUGCCGGGAUGGCGGAGGUACCGCCUGGGCCUAGCAGCCUCCUCCCACCCCCGGCACCUCCGGCCUCGGCGGCGGCUGAGCCCCGCUGUCCCUUCCCGGCGGGGGCCGCCCUCGCCUGCUGCAGCGAGGACGAGGAGGACGACGAGGAGCACGAAGGCGGCGGCGGCGGCGGCGGCAGGAGUCGGGCGGGCGGCGAGGCGACGGCGGCGGCCAAGGGGCAUCCGUGCCUCCGGUGCCCUCAGCCGCCGCAGGAGCAGCAGCAGCUCAACGGAUUGAUCAGCCCCGAACUGCGGCACCUCCGGGCGGCCGCCUCGCUCAAGAGCAAGGUUUUCAACGCGGCCGAGGCGGCCACGACCACGGCCACCCCCGACGGGGGCCCCAGAGCGACUGCCACAAAAGGAGCCGGGGUCCGCUCGGGCGAGAGCCCCCCGCGCUGCCUCCCCAGCCACGCCAGAACUGCGCUCCCGGGCCCCGCGGAGGCCGCGGCGGCCCGCAAUGGACUGGCGGAGGGCGCCGAGCAGGAGCAGGAGGAGGAGGAGGACGAGCAGGUGCGGCUGCUGUCUUCCUCCCUGACCGCCGGCUGCAGUUUGAGGAGCCCCUCCAGCCGGGAGGCGGAGCCCGGGGAGGAUCGGACGAUACGUUAUGUCCGAUAUGAAUCCGAGCUGCAAAUGCCCGAUAUCAUGAGACUGAUCACCAAAGAUCUGUCCGAACCCUACUCCAUUUAUACCUAUAGAUAUUUUAUCCACAACUGGCCACAGCUGUGUUUCUUGGCCGUGGUAGGGGAGGAGUGUGUAGGUGCCAUCGUUUGCAAGUUGGACAUGCACAAAAAGAUGUUCCGCAGAGGUUAUAUAGCCAUGUUAGCCGUGGAUUCCAAAUACAGGAGAAAUGGCAUUGGUACUAACUUGGUUAAGAAAGCUAUAUAUGCCAUGGUUGAAGGAGACUGUGAUGAGGUUGUUUUGGAAACAGAAAUAACGAAUAAGUCUGCUUUGAAACUUUAUGAGAAUCUUGGUUUUGUUCGAGAUAAGAGGCUGUUCAGAUACUAUUUAAAUGGAGUUGAUGCACUGCGACUUAAAUUGUGGCUGCGUUGAGAAACUGACAUCAAGGAACAACUCUUCAACCACUCAGAAUCGACCUUUGCAUGCAAUGCAAUUUGUACAGAAUUGCUUUGCAGGUGGAUUUAGUAAUUUCCAUGCAGUUCUUAUCUGUCAGUGUCUCAUUGAGUGUCGCACAACAUUUGUUGCACUUUGGCAUGGCGCAUUUGUUCUGAAUUAAAAGAGAUUGUUUUAAACUUAAAGAGUUUUUUUGGUACCAGCAAGAUGUGCCAGUUGAUAGCCAAGAUUUGUUUGUUCAUUUGCAAAGUCUGCUGACAAUGUAAUUAAUAACAAAGUGAUCAUUUUACCACAGAACCAGUAAGUGGAACAUUAUUUGUGUUCCUUAAAAAAGCCAAUGUAGAUUGUAAAAACCUCUAAGUAUACUAACAUUUCACAUGAAACCUGCCAUAGUUUUCUGAAGGAGGUAGGGGGAAAGCUUCAAUUUUAGGUUUUAUUUUUUCAAUAUUAAAUUUUCCAUUCUUGAAUAUUGGUACCUCAGUGAUUAGUGAAUGAAAAAUUUAGGGUUGGUUGUGUCUUACAAUGAGUAAAGAUAACAAUUAAAUUGCGUCUGCCAGUGCUUGUGUAGAUAAGUAUAUUUGUCUUCAUCUCUAGUUUUUUAAUGCAUGCUACCUUUUUCUUUUCUUUUUUUAAGGCCUUUGCAAGCAAACUUUUUUUUUUUAAUUUAAAUUCUAAAUUUGAUAAUAAAUUAUUUCAGAUUUUUAUAAUUUGGAUACUUUUUCCAGGUGAGUGACAGAGUGGUUUACUUUACAGUAAGAAGUUGAAUUUACUCGGAAAAUCUUUGAGAAAUGGCUCCAAAGGGGAUGAGAAAGUUGGUGGAGCCGGGAAUUGCUGGGUUUUGGAUGCACUUUUUUUUGAGAGGGAAUUUUUGGAAAAGAAUAGAAAAUUAAUGUAAACUGAUAUGAUUUUAUUUAAUCAAAAUUAUUGCUAAGCUGUGAAGAACAGCUUUUACAAUGUAGGUGGAAGUUUUUUCCCACUUGAUUAGGAUUCACAUUGCUUUCAUUUCUUGAAAUGUUUCACUUUUGGUUCUUGGUCUCUUAAGGUGCAUUGUAUCCACUUUAAACUGAUUUUAUUUACUUUCCACUUAUUUGAGCAAAUACUUGGGGGAACUUUGCUUAGUUCCUAGAAAAACAAAAGUGAGAAAUGGAAUUUUUUUUUUGGAAUGAGUGCUUAUGGGUUUUCAAUAGCCAUCACUAUGCUCAUAACUUAAAUUGUGUUUUGGCCAGUCUGUCCUAUAACAAAUUUUAAAAUUAAUUGCUUUCAAUUGAGUCAGGAAACCUGUGAUGAUAAUUUAUUUAACUGGAAAACCUAGGUACCCAUGGGAAAAAAAAAUUCAUUCUCUGUGAAAAAUGUUUUAUAGGAAACUAUGCUUUUUUCUUUCAUUUGGAUAUGCUUUACUUCUUCUCUAGUAUUUGGUUUGAAUUUUAUUUUAUGACUAUGAUUACUGUAUUUUUUUAAAACCCUACCUCCAUUAACAGUUGGUAAAAGCCCCCUUUCAGGAAAGUUUGUUGUCCUUUUUUUUAUUUUUUUAAAGGAAAGCUGCUCUUUGCUCAGUGUAAUGUCUUGAAAGUGAACAUGGUAACAAGUACUUUUAAAAUAAAGAUAUACAGAUUUGGUGAAAAUAAAUCUUUCUGCUGGUGGGAUCAUUUAUAGUUCCUUAUUAUUAAAGAAACCUUUUUCUUUCCAUUUUAUAUUGCUCUUGAAAGUUUAAUGGGCAGAAUACUGGUUACAUUAAAAUAUGACCACAUAAUACUCAGCUUUUCAGUUGACCAUUUGAGUAUGAUUUUGGUCAAACUUUAUUUGGGCUCUAACAUUUAGAGGAAUACCAAUUGUGAUGCUUCUGUUAUUUUUAAUAUGGAGGGAAUUGAACUAAAAAAAAAACAGUACAGUACUUACAUCACCAGUUUUUCUCUCACCACUUUAUAUUUGAAUUGCUGGUUCAUAGGUAAUGAUUAUUGAUGAACAUACAUUUGCUUGACUCACUAAAGGGGACAGUUCUAAAGUAGACACAUGCUGGAUUUUCAGUUCAACAAUUAUGUUUUUGGCAGGUUGUCAAAGAAACCAUCACUACUGACCCUUUCCCUCUGAAUUGACUUAAGUUUUGCCAAAUUGGGUAGUCAUAAAUAUGACCAUAGCCAUGUGAUAAUAAGUCAUAUGGUUGCUGUAUUGUUUGAUUUGUUUAUGUUAAAUAAUAGUGUCUACUUUAUGUCUUUAAUUGGGUAUGCAAAAAUUGUUAAGUAGACUAAAAUUUUAACUUUUAACAUGAUAACCAGAAUUAAGUCUCUAUUCCAAUUAAAAGGGAAUAAAACAUUAAUUUACUUUUUGAUAUUGGGUUUUUAUUUUUCUUGAAUAAUCUAAAAAAUUCCAUUUAAAAUUGAUAGUGUGAGUUCACUUGGCUAAACCUGAGCAAAAUUGGUGCAACUUUCUUUUAAAGGGGUGCUGCCUCUUUAAGACUGACUGUGCUAUCCACUGACACUGGUUUGGCAGUUAAUACUGCUGAACAUUUUUUAUACAUGCUACCAUGAAGCUAUAUAUGUUAGUAUUGAAGAAGCUAACGGGUAUACUACCAUUUUUGAUAUGUGGACUGAUUACAAUUUCCAUUAUGUUAAAAUAAAACUACUCAAGAGAAAUCCACAGGUCAGUAACCAGACAAUAGAUUUUGAAGUUGAAGCCAGCAAAAUUAAAAUAAGAAAGACAAAAUAUUAAAAAUUUGGUUUUAAUAUUUUCUGCCUCUUCCCCAAAUCACCCUCUCCACUUGCUUGACAAAUCUUUGUAAAGGAGUUUGUUUGUCACAUGUUUUAACUUUACCUUGCCCUGUGUUGUGGUAUUGGCUGACAUGUAUAAGACUGGAUGUGUAUAUUAUGGUGUCUAAAAAUCAUGAAAUUCAUCACUUUUCAGGGGCAUAGAUAAAAGCAAAUUGGUAGUGCAUCAGAGUUACUUUCAGUGCACCAUGACAUCACUAAAAUGAGUGCUAAAAUGUUACAGGGCUUUCAGGUUUGUAAAAACAUAACUAUAAAUUAUAUUGACGUCAGAUAUGAGUUGAGUAUAAAAUAUCACGUGUAUCUCAAAAUAUUGGACUGCUGUUUGAUGACUGGAUAUUGCUGCAUAAUUUUCUUCUAUUGUCCCGUAUCCUUUUGGAGAGAGAGAUUUAAUGGGAUUUGAAAUGUGCAAGCUGUCUAAAUAAGGUGCAGUCAAAUAAAGUAUGGUUACGUUGUGUUUGCAUUUUUCUUUUAGAUACAGCUGUGUGCAUUUUAUGAUUGAGUUGUUAUACUUACUAAGAAAAAAUCCAAGCAAUCUACUCUGUUCCCCACUUCCUGCCUCUCAUCUCAGAGUUAUUUGGAAGAAGUGAUAGACAGUUCUUAUCUCUACUUUGUGUUCUGACAAAGUAAAUUAGAAAAAUAGCAACAUGAACUUAAGUUUCCUGAAAGUAUUCAAAGUUAAUCAUCUCAUAUAUCAGAUAUCAAUACAAAUGAGCAUAUUAAACCAAAUUUUUUUGUCCUUGUUUCAUAGCACUUUAUUCCUAAGACAGUUUUUAUUUCAAUUUCCCAUUUUUAUUUGUAUUUAAGUAAUUUUUUUUACCCAUACUGAGACACCAAAGUAAAAUAGAGCAUUAUGUAAAGGGCUUUUUCUCCGAUUUUUGUGAGAAGCUUUAAAUGGUGUUUAUGCUUUCAUCAAGAUUUAUGGAUAUUAAUGGAAGAGAUCUGUUUCAAUCAUGACUGCUAAAUUUCAUCAUGUAUACCAAAUCUCUUCAGUUUUCUUUUAUAGUCAUGUUUUGAAAAUAUCUGAGUUCAUGUUUUACCUGUGCCUCACAUGGCACUUUAAAUACUUCAUACAUUGUCUAAAUAAGGACCAGAAAUUUGAUACUGUUCUUUCACACCUAUGAACAGAGAUCAGUAUUAACCUGUAGCACAGAAAUAUAGUGAUACUUUUAAACAACUUAUUAAGAAGAUGAGUUUGAAAAGUCUCAGGAGCAUAUGGCACACUGCACUUUCUUCAGAUCAGUGCUAAUAGCACUUUUUAUGAUGGUAAGAAUGUUCUUUAUGUUCUCCAGUAUGCUAGCACCCAGUAACAUGUAGGUAUUUGAGCCCAUGAAGAGUGGCUAGCAUGAAGAACUGAAUUUUUAAUCAACUGAAAUUUAAAUAGCUCUAUGUGGCUAGUGGCUACUGUAUUGGACAACAUAGCUUUAGAUAAUACUUAAGCAGUAAAAGCUGAGGAAAGCAUGUUUUGGAUAGGAGUUUUAAGACCAGGCUAUCUAUUGAAAUAUGAAACAAGGAUCAUGAUUGAAAAUUGUCUCUGAGCAAAAGAGUGUAGCUGCACUGUUUAUGCUGACAAUCUAUUUCAUUAAAACAGUUUCUGACUGACCACCUCUCUCACUGCCCCUGUUAUGAUGUAGUGCUUCUGACGAAAGUUGCCCUUUCUGGAUUUUAUUUGGAAGUUCUUGGAGUUGCAGAGAUGCACAAACUCAAAUGCCAAAAAUUGGUUUCUGAUGAGAUUGUCAUAUUUUUAACAUUAAAACAUUUUACAUAGUUUAGCCUAAUAAUUUCUCAUUUUAGAUGAAUUUGAAAUCCUUUGACCCUAACAGGUCGAUUUCUCAUUACCCGUGAUUAUACCGAAACAUGGAGGAAUAUCAUUUUUAUACUUAAUAUUUUUUAAAUCCUGGAAGAUCAGUUGUGGAUCCAAAGGCAAGUGUUUUUGUUUCUGAGAGAACCAGAUUAAUUUUUCUAUGUUCUCUGGCCACGGUGUGUCACCCUUGGUUCAAGCUGGUCAUCUAAUAAGUGAUUCAUCAAAAGGACAGAAGUGGGGUUGGGAGUGCCAGGCUUGGUACAGCCUGAAAACGCUGGGGAGAAAGCUCAGAGCACGUGUUCUGUUGAGAGCAAUCACUGUUUAACCUUAUGAAAAAGAUGGCGGAAUAACAGACCACCAAAGUGCCAAAAUCUUCUACUUUAAAAAAUGUAAACAAUACAGAGGUUAUAAUGUAAGGUUUUUAAAGUGCUAAGAAAUAAGCUCAUUUUUAGUUACGGAUUUUCAUGACUACCUCUUUUGCUGUAUGACUAUAUCUCAAUUUUCUGAUACCUCAAUUUCCUGAGAAUCUGUAUGUAUGUUUUUGUAAAUAAAAUAAUUUACCAUAUGCUAGGGGAAGGACCUGGCUCUUAAAGAAAUUGUAUAAAGACAUUUAUUAUGGGAUUUGUUAUGCAGUGAAUCAAUAAUUUCAAAAUGUCUUAGAGCUUUUUCUCACCCCCUUGACUGAGGGUUUUUUUUUUUUUUUUUCAGUAAAUAAUCUUAUUUAGUGAGAUUUGUGUUCCAGGAAGUGUGCAUCCUCAUUUGUUCAUUUAAAACUGCAAAGAUUUGUAUGUCUCCUAUGUUUUACUUUCAUGCCAAAGAAACCCUUUUUAAAAGCCAGCAGGUUGCAACAACUGGGGG